Molecule: messenger RNA, 581 nt
Organism: Pyrenophora tritici-repentis Pt-1C-BFP
Lineage: Eukaryota; Fungi; Ascomycota; Dothideomycetes; Pleosporales; Pleosporaceae
Source: RefSeq, a predicted model, not a curated record
ACACAACAAACAAAAUUUACAGGCUGCACUAUCAUCAUGCAACUUCUUUUGCCCGUUCUUCUCGUUACCAACAUCCUUGGUCUUGCCUCCGCAUGCACACAAUGGCAGAUUUUUUACAGAACCAAAUCCUAUGCCUGCGAACUCGACGCCGGCGCCCAUCGCAACCUUUGCAAUCAGAUGCCGGGCAAAUAUUUAAUCUACAACGCCGACAAUCAGGGCCGUCUUGGUACCGAUAUUACUGCUUCUACAUUCUGCGAUCCGUGUAGCCAGAGGGGCCAGCGCUGCUACUGCCUCGUUCAAUUCUGGCGUUACUCGGAAUGGAUAUCGAGUUAUAUCCCACCCUUUGAGGACAAUACCUGGCGAAUCGACUCAAGUAUCCCUGCGGGCAGAUUCUCGGAAAAGACGGUCGACUGCUAGAUACCUGGAGGUUUGGUAGAAUGUGUGGACCUCGCUGCAUAAGUUGACGGAAUGGAGAAGGAGCUCAGAAGCAUUAUUAGCCGGGGAUAUUUGUAUUUACCAUCAGUUAAUGGGAGAGUCGUUUAAUUUUCUACAUAACAAUGAAACCUGUUCCUAAUGGCUUU